This is a messenger RNA of Bolinopsis microptera, 1886 nucleotides long. RefSeq lists its product as uncharacterized. The record is from RefSeq and is a predicted model, not a curated record. The transcript has 12 exons. NCBI's taxonomy places the organism in Eukaryota, Metazoa, Ctenophora, Tentaculata, Lobata, Bolinopsidae. Bases 17 to 1510 code for a protein of 497 amino acids.
GUUUGGAGACUUCUUCAUGGCUGCCCAAGCUCUCAGUGUGCGAGGAGAUCAACACGAGAGUGACACUGAUGAAGGGAACGAGGGAAGGCGAGGCAGUCUUACAAAACAGACAGGCCGGUUCCGCUUCAGAAGCAUCAUGAGGAAAGUGUUAUUGUUGGUUAGGUGGGAGCUAAAGUCGGAGGAGUUCCGGAGAAAUCUGACUAAGAAACGAGGGGGGAGGAGAAUUAGUAUUCUAGACGAUCCUGACAGAGAACGUGCCCUGACAGAGAGAGGACUAUCUGACAGAAGACCAACUAGGAUGAUAAGACUAGCCCUCACUGUGCAACCAGGCAAGAGGACUACCGAGAUGCUCGACCUCAUCCGACCAUAUAUUAAUAGGUUGAAGUGUUGUGAAACCCUGAAUGGUAAAGUUAGGAGUCAGUUACCGAACAUUGUAGAGUACGAAUGUCUGGACAAGGGACGGUUCAUUGUCAAACAAGGUGACGCGGGAGAGUCCUACUAUCUGAUCGUGAGUGGUACAGUGGAUGUGAUGAUAGAGGAGGGAGGCGCUCCUAAAUACCUCAACAUUCUUAAAAGUGGGCAGGGAUUUGGAGAAGUUGCUCUCGUCAACAAGGGGCCCCGAACUGCUAGUAUUAUUACAAAGGAGCCUACCGAGCUAUUGAGGAUAGACAGGGACCAGUUUCACGAGGUUCUGAGAGCAUCUAAACUACAAGAAAUAGCGAGAAAGCAGAGUUUCUUGAGAACCCACCCCUCUUUUCAUGCUCUGCCGGAGGAUAUACUGAAGAAGUUCGUAGACAAUGCUGUUAUCAAGGACUACAAACCUGCCGAGAUGAUAAUAAAAGUGGGAGAGGAGACAGUUGACCAUAUAGUGAUAGUAAUCUCCGGCGAAUGUGUGGUCGAGACCCCUGUAUCUCUUGACUACUACAAGUUGAAAGAUAAAAGAUUCUUUUUAGACCUGCCCUCCUCUACCAGACCAGAUAUUCAGCGAUACAACAAACUACCCCCAGUCUCCUCUGAUAAAAGGAUCUUCGCCCAGACACAAGGGCACUCCUGCAGCUCCAGAAUAAUGAGUACCCCAACUAAAUCCUCCUCCUCCAGCUGUUCAAGAAACUCAGAUGGAGACAGGCCCUACGCUACAGCACAGUUAGAGGAGGAGGCCGUGUCAAGAUACAGAGACUACUUCCGUAAUGACGUCAAAUCAGUCACAUCCAGACAAUAUCACCUAAUUCUGCGUAGGAUCGGACCUAAGGAGUACUUCAGUGUGUCAGACUUUAUCGCUCAAAACAAGUGUAACGUUGGAGCGGAGAAGAAAGUGGAAUGUUUAUUGUUACCUAAAAUUCUCUUCCAGAGGUUCAACAUGCUCUCCGUUCUGGAGGACAUGGCAGCAAUAGAGCUGGGAAGUACCCUGACGGUGGAGGAGGCUUUUGAGAGGUUCUUGAGGCGGAGACACUGGGAGAUGUACAAGAAGAAGAUAGUAUCGGACGUGCUGAAGAAGAUGUCAAAUAGAUAGCUCCACAUGUAACAUUAUAUGGUAGUGUAACUAUGGUAACACUACCAUAUAAGGUCAUGUCACAAAUAGAUAGUAUUCCUGUCAUGUCAGAUGGAAAUUAUCAGAUAUAGAGAUUGCUGAAAGAUUGCACUGUAUGUAGACAUCAGCUGAACUAGAGUAAUAGUAUUGACUGAAGAGUGUUUAAUUAUGCUGAUGGUGUUAAAAUUUGCUGAUGAUGUUAAAAUUAGCUGAUGGUGUUAAAAGCGAUUGAGAAAGCGUCACCACCAUGUUAAGUACUGCGCGACUUACAGAGCCAGACAGUCGAUCGAACACAACAACUACACUAAAUAGUGCGAUUAUCUCAAGCUAGUGUUAUUUUAUUAUUGGACAAGAUCUA